Messenger RNA from Striga asiatica, 1780 nucleotides. The record is from the annotation of a GenBank genome assembly. Lineage: Eukaryota; Viridiplantae; Streptophyta; Magnoliopsida; Lamiales; Orobanchaceae.
ACACUCGAUGGCCAUGCCAGCAACAACAGGUUCCGUAAAAUCACUUAUCAAGAAGCUGCUUUUCCAUUCAUCCUCCAUAGCUGCUCCAAAAAUCUCCCCUCGUCAAUUUUCCGUCAACGCUACGACUAGGCCAGCGGACUCCACUCUUCGGAGCAAAAGCAAGAGAGAGACUCAGAAGCAGAAGCAAAAGGCGGAGUUGCUGCUGAAGAGACGGACACGGUCUGCGAGGGAGCUUGACGAGGAAGGAUUCGAGAAGCAGUACCGAAAUGACAACUCUGCCCAUGUCCCCGUCAUGCUCGGCGAAGUGCUUGACGCCUUUGCCUCGGUACCCCUCAAAUCCUUCGUCGACUGUACUCUCGGCGCCGGCGGCCACUCAGCUGCGAUAAUUGAGGCACACCCUGAGAUGGCACUUUACGUUGGAUUAGACGUUGAUCCUAUUGCCCAUGAGAUAGCUCAAACUCGAAUCAAUGACAUAUUGAAAAAAGAUGCUGGCCGAUCUAGAGCAACCCUACGAGUACAUACUCACUUGAAGAACUUUAAAAAUGUUAAAUCUGUGCUUCAAGAUAUUGAUGGGAAUCCUUUGACUCCUGGUAUUCAAGGAAUCUUGAUGGACUUGGGAAUGUCAUCAAUGCAGGUAAACAAUUCGGAAAGAGGGUUUAGUGUACUUUGUGAUGGACCUCUAGAUAUGCGGAUGAAUCCUCAGUCUAGUUUGAAAGCAGAAGACAUUUUAAAUUUAUGGCCAGAUGAUGAAGUGGGUCGGAUUUUACGGGACUACGGCGAAGAGAGCAACUGGUUCUCUCUCCAAAAGAAAAUCGUCAGGGCUCGAUCAACUGGCGGACUGCAUUCGACACGCGAACUGGUUGACCUCAUUCGUAGCUCAACUUCUUGGACAAGAGGAGGGAGACAAGGCUGGAUAAAGACCGCGACACGUGUGUUUCAAGCCUUGAGGAUAGCUGUGAACGAUGAGCUAAACAUUCUGAAAGAUUCCAUCUACAUGUGUUUCGAUUGUCUUGCCUCAGGAGGAAGGCUGGCAGUCAUAACAUUCCACAGCUUGGAGGACAGAAUCGUGAAGCAGUCGUUUCUGGACAUAAUUAACCAAGGUGCUGAGGGAGGUAAUGAUAAGAACAGCAAAGAGAGGCAUUUGGUGAGUAAUAGUUCCGAAAAACUCAAUGCAUACGAGGAUAAAGAGGCAUGGAUAAAACAGAUGGUGUGUGGACCAAAUGCAUGUGUCCUGACAAAGAGGCCGAUAACGCCAUGCGAGUUGGAGGAGAGGUUGAACCCGAGGAGCCGCAGUGCUAAACUGAGGGUGAUUGAGAAGGUGUGAACUGUGAAGAGAGAAUGUGGAGUCUGUCUGGUUAGUAUUAGCAGGACUUGUGUCUUUUUUCCUCAAGUAUCGUUUGUUCAGCGAGUUAAUUUAAAGUAGGUUUAAGAAAAACAUCUUUGAGGUGAAAUGUAAUAGGUUUUCCAUAACAUAAAAAGAAAAAGGAGAAGAAAAUCCUUAUGGUGUAAUGGCCUGAUGGCUGAUAGUAGUGUUCUUCUGGUUUGUUUGUGUUUUUGCCUGCGUGUGUUGAUUAAAUGACACUCAAUAGAUGACAUUUCUAAGGAUAUACACUCCUUCAAUGUUUUCUUCAUGUUGUUUUAUAAUUUUAUUUUAGUUCAUAUUUGAGCAUGUACAAUCACGAGGACGAAGGGUGGUGGUUUACAAUAUUGCAGUGCGAUGUCAGCAAAUCCGAAGGGAAAUGGUUGUCAAAUUACUACUUUAUUUCUUUUUUUCUUUUUU